Messenger RNA from Fukomys damarensis (Damara mole-rat), 2497 nucleotides. It is a transcript of the gene Dtx3l, whose product is annotated as deltex E3 ubiquitin ligase 3L. Bases 91 to 2307 code for a protein of 738 amino acids. Gene Ontology annotation, molecular function: metal ion binding. The record is from RefSeq and is a predicted model, not a curated record. Lineage: Eukaryota; Metazoa; Chordata; Mammalia; Rodentia; Bathyergidae. The transcript has 5 exons. Gene Ontology annotation, biological process: protein ubiquitination; Notch signaling pathway.
UGAAACUUCGGGCCCAGGCGUCAGGGCCCGUCGCGCCGUCGUCCCCACUCUGGCAUCUCCUGCCGCGUCCCAAGCCGCGAUCCGAGAGCCAUGGAACCCAGCAUCCGCUCGCCGUCCCCGCUCUUAGUGCGAGUACCCGAGUGCGAGCUCGUACCCCGGCUUCGGCUUCGCUGGAAGCUGGAGAGGUACUUCCAGAGCCGGCAGUCCGGUGGCGGGGAGUGCAACGUCCAGCCCUUGGCCGCGGACACUUUCCUGGUGAAGUUCAGAGAAAGGGCAGCCAAGGAGAGAGUGUCGAAAAGAAGAGAGCACCAAAUUCAGACUGACAGCAAACUUGUGACCGUUUUCCUGGAAACCACUCAGGACCCGACAGAGAAGAACCCGGGAUCCAGCAUUUUUUCACUGCCCCAGUCACAAGCUGAGGCCCGGUCUGAUGCAAAGCCUUCCCGUGAAGGAUCCGCUCCCAGUGCGGUGGAUCCCUGCAUCCAAAAGAUCUUUCUCGCUGUAACAGCUGACCUGAACUGUGACCUGUUCUCCAAAGAGCAGAGAUCACAGGUAGCCACAGUCUGCCCCAAUAUCAAAACGAUGCAGGGUCACAAUGGAAUUGAGAGUGUGUGUGGUGACUUCAAAGAUAUUGAAAAAAUAUACCACUUCUUGAGUAGGCAGCUCCUGGGAAAUGAGCAGAAACAGGAGUCUUUGCCUUCCACCACAGAGAGGAAGCUCCCUGACCAGCAUGAGUGGAGCAGAUUUUCUCCCUCUGAACCCAAAGCCAGCUCAGAAGAAAAAGGAAACCAUUUUGAAGUUCCCUUGUGUUUGUUUGAAUACUUUGAAUAUACCUGUCCGGAUAAAAUAAAUUCAAUCGAGAAGAGAUUUGGUGUAAACAUCAAAACUCAAUCCAGUACCCUUACCGGUGUGACCUGUAUAUACUUCACUUGCAGUCAAUCAGGUGAUCUAGAAGGAGCACGAGAGUCUUUUGUCAGCGAGUUUCAGAAGAAAACAGCAUCUCUGAAGCAUGAAUAUGUCCCUUUAGUAGACAGUAAGCAGGCAAGUGAAAUCAAACACAAACUGAGCUGCUGUUUCCCAAAGCUCCUCAUAAAGGAGCACAGAAAGGUGCUAACUCUCCUUGGAACCCUAGAUGACAUCAAAGCUGCCAAACAAAAAAUGUCUGAAGGUUUUGUCAAGCCACCUAUGAAAAUCUUGGCUCACAAUUUCAUGACCAAUGCAGUUGAGGUCGAUACCGCCCGUUAUAAACUUCUAGCUGAAUUACACAAGGAGAUAGCAGAGAUAGAGCAGAAGUACGACACUCACUGUCAGGUUUGGGAGAAAGAUCAGAAAACCCUCAUUCAGUUCAAUCCUAAGGACAAGGCUUUAGAUCUGUCUGUGCACGCUUAUGCAAGCUUCAUCGAUGCACUUCAGCAGGCCUCCUCUCUGCUGAUGAGUGAAGUCCUUCCACUGAAGGAUUUGGGCAAGGACAGAAAACACCUACGUGGGACCAAGUUUGCCAAUGACUUUAGCAAAAAGCAUCCAAAUGUACAUUUUGUUCUGGAUCAAGAGUCAAUAACUUUGACCGGUUUGCCAGAUCACCUUGCACAGGCAAAACAGUUUGUCUUACAAAAACAACGGGUGCCAUUGGCUGGAGAGAAACUGAACAAUGAGCGUGAAACCCUCGUAGACAUUGAUAGUAACGACUCAAAAGCAGCUUCUCCUCUACCCAAGGGCUCUGCAAGUUCUGGAAACUCAGACACAGAUAAGAAGGAAGAAGAUCUGUGUAUCAUCUGCUUGGACACCAUUCGUAACAAACACGUGCUCUCAAAGUGCAAGCAUGAAUUCUGUGACCCCUGUAUCAAGAAAUGCAUGUCAUAUAAGCCAGUCUGUCCUCUGUGCCAGACUUCUUAUGGUAUCCAGAUGGGGAAUCAGCCAGAAGGAACCAUGACCUACUCCGUGAGGGAAGAACCACUUCCAGGUUAUAAAUCCUGUGGCACCAUUGUGAUUAAAUAUUGCAUGAAGGGAGGCAUCCAAACAGCAGAGCAUCCAAACCCAGGAAGGCGCUAUUUUAAAACAGAGAGAAUUGCAUACUUACCUGAUAAUGAGGAAGGAAAAGAGGUUUUGAGACUGCUUCAAGUAGCCUUUAAACACAAGCUAAUUUUCACAGUGGGACACUCUUCAACACAAAACAUCUCAGAUGUCAUUACAUGGAAUGAUAUCCACCACAAAACAUCCCAGUAUGGAGGACCAUCAAAUUACGGCUACCCUGAUCCUGGUUACCUGAGACGCGUUAAGGAAGAGCUGAAAGCUAAAGGAAUUGAAUAAGAAAACCACUGGAAGAAGGUCUUAACCAGGCUUUCUGAAGAUAUGUUUUAGGGGUUAUGGCCAAUCAACAUCCUUCCUUUUUAAAACUUCAUCUCAAGAAGUAAUUUGUAUAAGAAUAAAAAUCUGAGGGAGGGCAGAGGUAAGGGGAAAAAAAUGAGAAUCAAGACUUGCCAUGUAAAGGUACAUGAUC